AUGACGACUCUACUGGCUUCUUCGAAACUUUUUCACUAUGCAGCGAGUAAUUGCUUAAGGAGAGUAGGACCGAUUGCGAUUACCAAGCAACUAUAUCCCGCAUUAAGAUUAUGGGAAACACCAGUAGCAGAAUAUCGCAAAAUACCAAUAAGGAAAAAAUAUCUUACUCUACCGCAAAUAAAGCCAUGGAUGAUGAAUUCUGAGGAAUGUGCAAGAGAAAUACAGGAAUGGAACGAGGAAAAGGAACAAAUAUGCACUGAUGUGACAAAUGAGAUCAACAACCAAAUUGCGACGAACAGGACCGGCCGUUUGUUCGCGGUCAUACAAUUAUUGGGGAAGCAAUUCAAGGUGACUGAGAACGACAUUAUAAUCCUCGAGGGAUUCUGGCCGCCGAAUAUAGGCGAACACUUGAAGCUGGAGAAGGUGCUGCUCGUUGGAAGCACCGAUUUCACUCUCGUGGGCAGACCGAUCCUCAACAGAGAAUUGGUCACGGUCAAUGCAUUAGUCAUCGAGAAGACUCUGUCUCACACGAAGACUCGCUUUAGAUUCCUGAAGAGGAAACGGUAUCGCCGUAUAAACUUUUACAGAAUGCAGCAUACGAUGCUGCGAAUCAAGUCCAUAAAGAUCAACAGUAACAUUGAUGAGAAGAAAGAAGUGGAAGGAUUAGAUAGGGUGUAUUAAAAGUGUACAAAUACAUAUACCAAUAAGAAGCAAAUGCGGACGUGUGUCGUCUACUAUGUCGAAGAGAAACGUGAAACUCGUUUAGUUGAUAUUAGAUGACGAUUUAUAUUC
Molecule: messenger RNA, 792 nt
Organism: Dinoponera quadriceps
Lineage: Eukaryota; Metazoa; Arthropoda; Insecta; Hymenoptera; Formicidae
Gene: mRpL21
Product: 39S ribosomal protein L21, mitochondrial
Exons: 4
Coding region: 1-681 (226 amino acids)
Biological process (GO): translation
Cellular component (GO): mitochondrial large ribosomal subunit; ribosome
Molecular function (GO): structural constituent of ribosome; RNA binding
Source: RefSeq, a predicted model, not a curated record